AAACGAGACGUCGCCACCAUCCAGUCCGUCAUCACCCAGGCCUCCAACGCCAUCACAACCCUCGACACCACCGUCAAGGCCUUCAACGGCCAAGACUUCACCCAGCUCGCCACCAACGCCGCCAGCCUGAAGACGGUCCUGACCCAGGGCACAUCAACGAUCCAGGGAACCGCAGCUAUUUCGGCACAGGACGCCAUUACCCUUCAGAGUUCCCUGUCUCCCAUCCAGUCGUCCGCCGCGAGCCUGUCCAGCGACCUCGUCGCCAAGAAGCCGCAGAUCCAGCAGGCCAGCCUCUGCGACAUUGUGCAGCAGCAGACCACCGACAUCGGCAGCGCCGCCAACAGCCUCAUCUCCGCCACCGUGUCCAAGGUCCCCUCAACCCUGCAGUCCGUCGCCACCCAGCUCACAGGACAGUUCACGGGCCAGCUGACGGACCUCUCGGCCCAGUUUGCUCCUGGUAACUGCACCAACGCCGCUGGGGGGUCGGCUGCAGUGGCUGGCAUCGCUUUCAGCAACAGCAGCGCGGCGACCGCGAGCACAUCCAGCACAAAGACCGCUUCUGCCUCGUCAAGC
Molecule: messenger RNA, 573 nt
Organism: Cryphonectria parasitica EP155
Lineage: Eukaryota; Fungi; Ascomycota; Sordariomycetes; Diaporthales; Cryphonectriaceae
Exons: 1
Cellular component (GO): extracellular region
Source: RefSeq, a predicted model, not a curated record